UCGACGUUUAUUUGACAAACAACAACAAAAACACAGAGUGCUAAAAUCUAAGCUAAACUCAUAACAACAUAACAAAAAAAUUAGAUUUCUAAAAUUUAGAUUUUAUUUCAAUUCUAUUCAUACUUCAUUCAUCUUCAUAUUUUAACUUGUAAAUUGUUAAUAAUGAUUUAUGAAUAAUUUUUUAAAUCCAAAUAUGGCUGUAUAAAAAAUUCUCUUUAGCCAAACUCAACGUUAAAAGCUUAGAAAAACUGGCGCGAAAUAAACACUGGGAUUAAAUUUUAUUGUAACCACGAAUUUAAUAUUGUUGUUCCGUCUACGUAAUCAUAAUUCAUAUUCGUGGCUUAACAACAAUUUUUUUAAACAAAACAUCAUCAAGUUAUUUCAUAAAAGAUUGUCAUGUUCAAAGUGAUAAACAAAUCAUUAGUAAAUUGGAGAGAGUUAUUGUAAUAGGUAUGAAUUACGAAGAUUACGUGCGACACAUGAAACACAAAUACAGCUUGGCUAUAGCUAUUGCUGUUUUAAAAACAAAACCCGAAAAUGUUACAACGGACGAACAUUUAGCAAAUAUUAAACAGAAAAUAAACAGUGAUGAUGCUGACGAUGAUGAUGAUGUAACCGUGUGCAGUGAUGAUUUCGUUUUUGAUGUUAACGAUCCAUCGGCUUCGCUAGUUGAUAUAAAAAAUGACGGGCCAAGUCGUAUUGAUGACACGCUUCGAAGUUCAAACGAGACUUACUGCGAGAGUGGCCUUCGAGAAACUGCGAAUGAUAAUAAACAAUCGGAUCAUGGUAAUAUUACCGAUCAACGAAUCCUCGACAGCUUAGUGAUUACCAAUGAACUAACUAGCGAUGACGUAGUUGUAAUAAAUAAUCGAAAGUGUGACGACACGACCACUCUAAAAUGUAUCGAUGGUAAAAUUCGGGAAUUAGCUAACGAGAAUUCUAGUGUCGCGGCACCUAUUAGCAAAGAAAUCAAUAACGCAAUGAUCAUUGAAGAAAACAAUCGUGACAGUGAUAAUGUUACAAGCGAACAUCAAGUUUUUGAUGCUCCUGCGUUCCAAAAUGAUCGAAUUGAAGUUGGCCUUCAAAAUAAUUUCAUAUACCCUCAAAAACAAAAUGAAGAGUUCUUAAGUGACGUCUUAAGAACUUUAAAUGAACUGGACAAUACAAGAGACGAUUACCUUUCACAAUCAACAUUCCACGAGAGUUCCCAAGAUCGCGUCCCGUCACAGUCCGAAGAUCCUAGCCACUGCGCCCAGAAUCCUAACGAAGAAUUCAUUAGCAGAUGUGCAAAGAAAACAAAAUGCAUAAACUUAAUUGAUUCUCAAGAGACUAUUAUAUGUAGUUUGCCGGAAAGCUUCAAUCAUUAUAGUCAAAGUCAAACGCAGAACUUUGUUAUCGGGGAAAAGCUAAUUCAAAACAUCGACACUCGUAAUAAGAAUCGACAAAUAGACGUUACGUUAUGUGAUAAUAACAAAGAAUUUAUUAAUCAAAAUAAUGAUGUAACGGAUUGUUUAUUCAGCAGUACGGACAGCAGUAACCAACGCACUGCCAGUCCAAAUAAAAAUAGCAGUAAUGCUACAAUCGAUUUUCAAUUCAACGAAGCGAUAAUUGGAGAUAACGAAAAGUUUAUUCGAAGUAAUAAUAAAAAUGGAGACUCUGAUUCAAUGAAAGCCCAAAAAGAAGCCGUUCCAUUCAAAGUUAUCGGCGAAAUUAAUAAAGUUAAAACUUUUUUGCAAAAAAGAGAUUCUAGAAGACUCGGCGAUGGGUAUUCAAGUGAUUCUGGGUACAAAAGUGAUUGGCCAAUUAAACUGAACGUCACACAGCAGUCUGGUAGUUGGUUGAAUCAGGCGGGACACUGUUUGUACUCCCAUAUAAUCAGCUGUAGUCUUCAGCCAACCACCGAAGACAUUACGAACGAGGUAUCUCAGGUCCUAGGCGAUUUAAUAGAUAGAUUGCACGAAGAAGAAUUGUAUCCUGAAUUCUUAGAAGAACUACUGAAUUACGUUGAACUUACAAUAAAACGUAUAUACGAAGACAAUGACUUUGAUAACAUCCUGUUGAACAAAGACGAAAAAAUCCAAAGGAUAAUUCUCUUGUGCGGAUCGAUGCACGUCAAAAAAUACACAAUAGACCGUUUAUUGGAUUGCUUAAACGAUCUAUAUGAGAAAUUGAAUUUAGACGAAACAGAAAUUAAACAUAUAAAUCUGAUAGAAAACGCUUGCUAUGUGUUUCAUUUAUUAGAAUUAAUUAUAUCGAAAUACAUGAAGAAGCGUAAUUUGUUCAGUCAGAGCAGCUCGCAGUCGCAGGACGACGAGAGGAGCUUAAAAAAGAGUUCCAUUACCGAAAUAUGGCGCAAGAAAUGGAUACCGAACUACGGGGAUGUAGUAAGCACAAGUGACGUCACCGAGAAAGUGUGCAUCGAAAUUAGAUGCAGCGAAGUUCUGAACAAAAUAGUCGUUGGCUGUAUGGACGGUUACAGUUUGCUGUCGUAUUCAGCUUUGAAAUGUUUCAAUCUAUUGCAGCCUUAAUAAAAAACUGGUGUUUCAAUUACCCCACUUCGAAAAACGAAUUGUUACAAUCUACCGCCAAAUGGAAUACCGACCACAGCUUACUAAUAAGAACAAAUACUCCUGCGACUUCCAUAGAUUAUUUUGUAUUUUAUCUACCAUUAUUUUUGAUAGCAAAGGGUGAUGGGACCAAAAUAGCCACUCAUUAAGAGCCGCGUGGAUCUAUCGUGACUUUUGCAGAGUAUUCAAUAUCCCUCACUGGUGCUAUUCCAGCAUAAACUGGUCUGCUUUAAUUAGACAGAUGUUGUUCUCAUCGUCAAAGAACGCGCUCUCGGUCAAGCGAAUUUUUUGCUGCACAAUAUACUCAGAUCCGCAGCGUAUGCAGAGGGAAUUGUAUGGACUUUUUAAGACAUUUAUAAUCGAACGAAAGAAUUUACGAAACAUACAUCCUCAGAUGAUAUUGUUAACAGUGCAAAUUUACAAAGAUUGACUGGGAAAAUUAAAAAUUAAACCCUAUUUAUUUAAUAUUUUAAAAUCCAUAGCAUUCACGUUGUGAAAUCAUCGCUUAAUAAAAUUUAUAAAAAUUUAA
Molecule: messenger RNA, 3096 nt
Organism: Bombyx mori (domestic silkworm)
Lineage: Eukaryota; Metazoa; Arthropoda; Insecta; Lepidoptera; Bombycidae
Exons: 6
Coding region: 453-2528 (691 amino acids)
Source: RefSeq, a predicted model, not a curated record